AUGGAGACGAACCGGGACGAGCAGGUCGCGCUGGUCCGCGGCCCGGACCACAUGGAGAUCCUCCAGAAGCCCAUGAACAAGGCCAAGAUCGACGGGUACCACAUGAGCAGUGGACGGACCACCGGGUUCAAGCCCCUGGGGCGAGACUACACGAAGAACCCCGGGGCCGCGAGCGCGCUGGCCAUCAUGCGCGGCUUCCGGGGGCCCCUAGGUCCUCCAUCGGUCAUGCCAAUCGAGCGAAGUCCGACGACGAUCGAUAUCACUCAAGUCGGCGCCGAGAUCAUCGAGCGCAACAAGAAGAAGACGUUCGAUAUGCCAGAGGAGAAGCCGGCAAUGUCCUCGAUCCACGCGAAUACAACGACGACCAAAGCCGUGUCAACCAGUAACAUGGUACGAGUGAUGCUAUGA
This is a messenger RNA of Saprolegnia parasitica CBS 223.65, 408 nucleotides long. RefSeq lists its product as hypothetical. Lineage: Eukaryota; Oomycota; Saprolegniomycetes; Saprolegniales; Saprolegniaceae. The transcript is spliced from 2 exons. The record is from RefSeq and is a predicted model, not a curated record. Bases 1 to 408 code for a protein of 135 amino acids.